UACGAGGCACAGUGACGUCGGGUCAGCUAAGUUGUAUGCAGCUGUGGCCUAAGAAAAGAUUCUCAUAACAGUCAAAAUCGACCACGUUUUAAAAGUCUUAAAAAAUGACGUUGUUUCACUUUGGAAACUGCUUGGCACUUAGCUGUGGACCAUAUUUCAUUUUGUACUGGUCAUCAGGAUUAUCAGAAUAUAGCUCUUUCUGGAAAUGUAUGAAGGCAGGAGGAGCAUAUUUUAUCACACAACUUUGCAAGAUGUUAGUUCUUGCAAGUUUCUUUCCCAUGUCAGAUGUGCCUGUGGAUCAAAUUGAUAUCAUUGGUGAAACAAUGAAGUCAACAAUGGAUCUUGCUGAUCUUGUUGGUUUCCAUAUGAUAAUGAGCAAAAUUCCAGGAAGAGGAGAGUUGAAAGUUCUUGUAGCUGGUUUAGGAUGGGCAAGUGCUGAAUUCUUGACUACAAAAUUAGUUCCACUUUGGGUUGGUGCUAAAGGAAUUGAAUUUGAUUGGAAAUAUACACAGAUGAGUUUAGAAUGCAAUGUUAAUCUGGUACACUACAUUGGUAUUGCAACACUCAUUUGGCUGCUCAAUAGAACAGACCUACAAAAAGCCUACUUGCCUAUUGUGUUUUUAUUGCUUGGUCUUGCAUCUUACAGGCCAUUAGUUUUGGAAUUGGUCAGCUAUCUUUUCGGCAUUACAUCCUGGACAUUGCUAGCUCUCAAGGCAGUUUAUACAGGAGUAGUGGGUACUUUGGCAUUGCAGUUGUACCUGGGUCUCGUCAAGACAUUUAAGACAUACUAAUACGACUAUUUUGGUCUGCAAGCCUCGACAAACUGCUAUUCACUGAAGACUGGGAAUAUCCUGCCUGACAAAAUCUACAUUUACAGUGAAAAAGGGCAUGGAGAAGAGCCACGUAAUCACAAUUACUUGCGGUUUUAGAUUGAAGCUACCUUCUGGUAAUCAAGAACAUUGAAAAACAUUUUUCUCUCUAGUGUUUUGUAUUCUCUCGCAACUAACAGUCUUGAAAUGCGUCAUAUGAAAAGGUUCUGGUUGAA
Molecule: messenger RNA, 1045 nt
Organism: Rhopilema esculentum
Lineage: Eukaryota; Metazoa; Cnidaria; Scyphozoa; Rhizostomeae; Rhizostomatidae
Product: BOS complex subunit TMEM147
Source: RefSeq, a predicted model, not a curated record